AUGACCGCUUCCACCUCUGCAUCGGUGAUGGAUGAUCACGAGUCAGAAAGGGAUUACAGGGCAGACCACAGUCCAUCGCGUUUUACUGCAGUAAAUGGAAAGGACCUUUUGCUGUCUGGAGCUGCGGCUUCUACAACUACCGAGAAUCGAGAUAUCUCUGACGGUUGGAAAAGACCUAUGUACGAGGAUACGCUACCUCGGCACGACGAUCGAACCCGAGAAAAUGGCACCACAGGGCAUGAUCAAGAUGAUCGACGGUCGCAGCGCUCGCUGUCACGCGGUGGAUCCCCCAUAAACAGAAGCAAAAGGAAGCGGUCAGAAUCCGACGAACAAGAGGAUGGUUAUAUACCACAGAAAGGGCCCAGAAGUCCGGCUCCUCGCCCAGACGACCAUAUAGGUACUGCGACGCAGCCCCCCGCGCCCAACGGCAAUGCAACGACCCACGGCGAUCCUGAAUCGAAAAACAAUUCCACCGCACUGAACCCUAGAUCGGAGGAAAAAGAGGCUUCGCGGGCAUCGUCUGCCAAUGCUGGCUGGCAUGAGUAUGACUCGCAGUUGGUUAACCAAGCACAACGCGCACAGCAAAUCGAUGCGUCUGAUGCUCAGCUGGCGGAAGCACUCCAGCGUGAAGCUCAUGGCCAAGAUGCAACUCAAAAGGACUGGACCAUGAUUCAUCGCACAGAAGUACAGUUGCACAGUGACCACACUUCGCCGCUAUCUACUUUCCCUCAGGAGCGGCAACAGACGGCCGUGCAAGUUGCGCCAAAAAGAAAGCGUGUUUUUAGCAACAGAACAAAAACUGGUUGCAUGACUUGUCGAAGGAGAAAGAAAAAGUGUGAUGAACAACAUCCUGCAUGUAACAACUGUAUCAGAGGCGGCUUCCUCUGCGAGGGUUAUUCCUCUAGGAGCACGUGGCAAAAACCUUCGAACGCAAAGACGCCCGUUCCUCUACAAUCAAAGGACGGAUAUGCCGACAUUGGUAAUCAAUACAUUCACGAAGUCAGCCAGCACCAUGACCGCCAGCACAACCUGAACGAUCAACUGGAAGCUAGCAAGAUAAGGCCAAUCAUUGUCGAUGAGGGUGAUCGAUCGACUUCUCAAUUCAAUUCAAGUCCAACAGGCCCUGCGUCAAACCGUGGCUCUUGGUCCAAGCGGAAUUGGCCAGGCACGGGGCAUCCCGCCUACAUUGCCGACCACGUCGCCAAACCCGAUUACCGCGAAGUGCCGUCAAUCCAUGAAUUACCACGUGAAGGCCCUCCAAAGGCUGACUAUCAAAUUGUUCCACCCAUCCGAGAACUUUCACAUGGAACACACGGGAAACAGGGUGUCUCGUUAUUCCAGAGCGGGCUUGACCAGCGGCCAACUAUUGUCAAUACUAUAGACACUACCAGCCCGCAAGCGCAAGCGCGGAUGGCUCUAAGUAUCGAACAGCAGCUGUCGACUCGCACUGUCACUGGUGAGGAAACGGAAAAGGAAAAAAUGAUAAGGGGUGAUCUGUACAGGCCUUUCGAUAUCCACCUGGUUGAAGAAAGAGAGCGAUGCAGGACAGCACUAUGGCGGUUCAAUAGCGCAUGCAAUCCUGUCUCUGGUCUCAACGCAAAGGAGCAGAAUCGUCUUCUGAAAGAAGUUCUAGUACCACACAGCUCGCCAGUUGGCUCACCUUCGGGUGUCUCGUCGCCUCGGCCAACAGGAACAAUUGGACAAGGAGCUCUUGUUGAGGCGCCCUUUCAGUGCCACUAUGGGUACAACAUACAUAUUGGGGAGGAUGUGAUGGUUUCCGAAAGCUGCCUGUUUGUGGAUGACUGUCCUAUAACCAUCGGUGCUCACACAUGGAUAGGCCCCAGGGUUACUAUUCUCAGCUCAAUGGCUCACGCGAAUAUGCAAGAACGAAAGGGCACGCAAAGUCGCUAUCAAGGCCGGCCUGUUACAAUUGAGGAGGAUUGCUAUGUUGGUGCUGGUUGCAUUAUUUACCCCGGUGUUCGUCUUCGACGCGGAGCUUAUGUAGCUCCAGGGGAAAUAGUCAAAUCUGACAUUGUAGCUUAUGGUUUCCAAGGUCUCAAGCCAAGCUACAUGUGA
Messenger RNA from Aspergillus steynii IBT 23096, 2076 nucleotides. Its product is annotated as putative Zn(II)2Cys6 transcription factor. Gene Ontology annotation, biological process: regulation of DNA-templated transcription. The transcript is spliced from 2 exons. The record is from RefSeq and is a predicted model, not a curated record. NCBI's taxonomy places the organism in Eukaryota, Fungi, Ascomycota, Eurotiomycetes, Eurotiales, Aspergillaceae. The coding region runs from base 1 to 2076 and encodes 691 amino acids. Gene Ontology annotation, molecular function: DNA-binding transcription factor activity, RNA polymerase II-specific; acetyltransferase activity; zinc ion binding.